Portunus trituberculatus (swimming crab) is the source of this 2506-nucleotide messenger RNA. RefSeq names its product asparagine--tRNA ligase, cytoplasmic-like (gene AsnRS). NCBI's taxonomy places the organism in Eukaryota, Metazoa, Arthropoda, Malacostraca, Decapoda, Portunidae. Gene Ontology annotation, cellular component: cytoplasm. The transcript has 13 exons. Gene Ontology annotation, biological process: asparaginyl-tRNA aminoacylation. The record is from RefSeq and is a predicted model, not a curated record. Bases 290 to 2278 code for a protein of 662 amino acids. Gene Ontology annotation, molecular function: ATP binding; nucleic acid binding; asparagine-tRNA ligase activity.
GAGGAAUAGCAGCAGCAGUCGGCAAGUUGGCACCUUUGCCCGCUGCUGCCAGCCUGCCACACUUCCUGUGCUUUGACAGGUUACCUCUCACCGCUCUUGCGUCACGUGGCCCCAAUUUCACCUGUGCCUUAAGGAGGGAAGAAGCUCCAGCGGCAGCAGUCGCGUGAGCACCAUCACCGUCCUCGCACCCCCCACCCGGCCAGGAGUUUCUGUCUCCCACUCCCAGGCAUAAAAACCAGACACACCACCAGCUGUUCGUGACCCGCGCUGCUACCACACCAGUGACCACAUGGCUGACCAGCUGCCCGACACCAUGGCGCAGGCCACCUUAGGUGAAAUCUACACCUCGGAAAAGCAUGGAAGUGACGAGACUGGUGAUGGCACAGAAGCCAGCCCUUACAAGACAGCAUUGCAGGCUAUGCGCAAGGCUGGCAAGGAGCCUUUCCCUACCAUCUAUGUUGACAGUAAAGAGGAAAAUGAGGGUGAGGGAGAGGGAAGAUCUGUGAUCCAAGAGACAGACCUCAUUCCUUCCUUGGUGGCACUAGACCAACACUUGGGUCAGUGCAGCUACAUAUGGGGCUAUACACCCUCCCAGGCAGAUUCAGUGGUUUAUGGGCAUCUGGCACACAUGGCUCCCACUCAUAAUGGUCUGAGCCUUCCAUCCCAUCCACACUUGGCACGCUGGUAUAACCACAUAGCAAGUUUUGGUCCAGAAGUCAAAGAUUUCCCCUCUGCUGAUCUCAACAUUCUCAGUCAGUUCAAGUUGCCACAAGCCAGGUUACCUCAGAAGUACACAGUCAUAGCUAAAAGUCAGCUGAAGAAGCUCACAAAACUAUGGAAAGAUGAAUGCAAAAAGCUAGAGGCACGCUUGCUGAAGGAGAAGGAGGAUGAGGAAAAGAGAGCCAAGGCUUUAGAGGAGGCAAGGAAGAUUACCAUAACAGAGGACAAGAGCCUACCAGCUGCCACUUGCAUCAAGAUCCGCAGCAGCAAAGAUCAUCGCAACCAGAGAGUGAAGGUGUUUGGCUGGGUCCACCGGCUAAGGAGACAAGGUAAGAACAUGAUGUUUAUUGUCCUGCGUGAUGGGACUGGCUUCUUGCAAUGUGUGUUGACUGACCGCCUCUGCCAGACGUACGAAGCAGUCAUCCUCAACACCGAGAGUAGUGUGGUGCUGUACGGCUUGCUGCAGGAGGUGCCUGAAGGAAAGGAGGCACCAGGUGGUCAUGAGCUUCAGGUAGACUACUGGGAGUUGUUGGGUGGGUCACCUGCUGGAGGAGCAGAAGCAGAGAUCAACCAGUUGUCGAACCCAGAUGUACAGCUGGACAAACGCCACCUUAUGCUGAGAGGUGAAAACUGCUCCAAGGUAUUGAGAAUGCGUUCCAUCUUGAUGAAGGCAUUUGUGGACCACUACACUGACCGAGGCUAUGAAUGGGUGUCUCCUCCUGCUCUGGUACAGACACAGUGUGAGGGUGGCUCAACACUCUUUGAUUUCAAUUUCUUUGGAGAAAAAGCAUACCUGACUCAGUCAAGCCAACUGUACCUAGAGACUUGCCUUCCAAGUUUUGGUGAUGUGUUCUGCAUUGAGCAGUCCUACAGGGCAGAGCAGUCCAGGACACGUCGUCACCUUGCCUCCUACACCCACGUUGAGGCCGAGUGUCCUUUCAUUACAUUUUCUGACCUUCUUGAUCGCAUCGAGGACCUGGUGUGUGAUGUUGUGGACCGGGUUAUGAAGCAUCCUGUGGGAAGUCAACUCAUGAAAGACUUGCACCCAGAGUUUGUAGCACCAUCACGACCCUUUUACAGAAUGACCUAUGCAGAUGCUAUCAAGUACCUGAAGGAACACAACAUUACAAAAGAAGAUGGAACUUUCUAUGAGUUUGGUGAGGAUAUCCCAGAAAUGCCAGAGAGAAAAAUGACAGACAAGAUUGGCAAGCCCAUUCUUCUUAACUCUUUCCCAGCCGGCAUCAAGGCUUUCUAUAUGUCCCGCUGUGCUGAUGAUCACUCCCUCACAGAGUCGGUUGACCUUUUGAUGCCUAAUGUUGGGGAGAUUGUUGGAGGGUCCAUGAGGAUGCAUGAUCAUCAAGAGCUCAUGGAUGCAUACAGGGGAGCUGGUCUUGACCCAGAACCUUAUUACUGGUACACUGACCAGCGGCUGUAUGGUACUACACCACACGGUGGAUAUGGACUUGGUCUUGAGAGGUUCCUUUGCUGGCUGGCCAAUCGCUAUCACAUCCGGGAAGCUACUCUGUAUCCAAGAUUUGUAGGUCGCUGCACUCCUUAGAUCCUUUGGAUUUCUCAAUUUGUGAGGUGGUAAUGGCUAACUAUCCCUUGAUUAUUUAAUUCAACUGCUUUCUUUGAUGCUGCAACAGUUGUGUUAACUGUACUGGGUGAUUACAGCAUUGAGCUGCAUUAGCAACUUUUAUGAUUGUUAAUUUAUGGUAAUAGACAUUAAAUAUCAAGUGGUUCUUGAGAAUAUACUUUAUUAUAAUAAACAAAUUUCUUACAAAUC